AUGGUCACUUUACCUAGAGACUACAGCAAGAGAGUCUAUCAAGGUGUCAGAGUGAAGCACACAGUCAAGGACCUGUUGGCAGAGAAACGAUCCAGGCAAACGAGUAAUUCAAGAUUUAACGGCGGUACCAAUUCCUCUCAGUCUCCAUUUGUCCAGAUGCCAGGCUCACCUGCAACGUCCAGUUACUAUGGUGUUAGAAGAUCAUUUUUAUCUGACUCGGAUUUCCACAACACUAAACAGUUUUCCAAUGAUGGCUACCCAUCAACCCUGGCUAAACCCUUUUCCUGUGAGUCCUCUACUGUGCAAAAUUACCCACCGAUCCUGGAUUCCUACUUUUCUGAGCCUUAUGGAGACUAUCGCCCAGCAGCUCUGACCCCCAACACAAGCUCUCUCUUCGGUGCUUCACCUUUGCCCCCACCACUUCUGCAACCACAUUUUCCUAGUGACUCCACCCACUUCGUAUUUAGAGACUCAUGGGAGCAGACAGUGCCUGAUAGCCUUAACCAGCCUGAAGUGGUGUCUUCAGACCCGCUGCAGACACUACCAGCUGGCACUAAUUGCCUUUCACCACAGGAGUCUGGAAGCCCCUCUCAAAACAGAAGCUCUGGUUGGGGGGCUGCUCUCCCCGGAGCUCAAUCCUACUCACUGCAUGCACUAGAGGACCUGCAUUAUACACCAGGUUACCCUGCUCCUUCCUCCUACUCUUUCACACCUUUUAUGACAGUGACCAAUGACUUAACUCCCAAGGUGAUUCAGCUGUCUUCAGACGAGUCCCUGGAUACUACCUCUCUUCAUGAGAAUCCAUCCUGGACAAAGGACGAUGGGAAUGGCGUAUGGGGGUCCUAUGAAUGUCGAAGAGCUUACUAA
Molecule: messenger RNA, 867 nt
Organism: Dromiciops gliroides (monito del monte)
Lineage: Eukaryota; Metazoa; Chordata; Mammalia; Microbiotheria; Microbiotheriidae
Gene: POU2AF2
Product: chromosome 3 C11orf53 homolog
Exons: 5
Coding region: 1-867 (288 amino acids)
Molecular function (GO): POU domain binding; DNA binding
Source: RefSeq, a predicted model, not a curated record